Molecule: messenger RNA, 1768 nt
Organism: Fragaria vesca subsp. vesca
Lineage: Eukaryota; Viridiplantae; Streptophyta; Magnoliopsida; Rosales; Rosaceae
Product: cytochrome P450 94A1-like
Exons: 1
Coding region: 60-1568 (502 amino acids)
Molecular function (GO): heme binding; iron ion binding; monooxygenase activity
Source: RefSeq, a predicted model, not a curated record
AUGGCUAUGAUCAUACAGUCACACUCGUAAUAAUUUGCUACAUACUGUUAAACUUAGCUAUGGAUCUGAUGUUCUCUCUGCAAUGUCUCUUAGUUUUCUUCUCCAUCUAUGUCUACCUUCAUUUUUACACUACUCGACCAAAGAAAUCCACACCCGCCCGCUUCAAAGUUUACCCGAUUCUCGGAGCCCUACCGGAAUUUCUCAAGAACCGGCACCGCUUCCUCGACUGGACCACCGAAAUCCUCCGCAACUAUCCCACCAACACCGUCGUCUACUUCCGCCCGGGAAAGAUUCACGGCAUCAUCACGGCCAACCCUUCCAACGUAGAGCACAUGCUCAAGACCAACUUCGAGAACUACCCGAAAGGCGACAGGUUCAUCUUUUUCCUCCAAGACUUCCUCGGCGGUGGAAUCUUCAACGCCGACGGCGAGCUCUGGAAGCUCCAGAGAAAGACGGCCAGUUACGCCUUCAGCGCCAAAUCACUCAGGAACUUCGUCAUGGAUAACGUCAGCUUCGAGAUUCAGACCAGGUUAGUUCCACUUUUGGCGCGAGCCUCCGAAACGGGAUGUCGUUUGGACCUCCAAGACGUCUUGGAGCGGUUUGCCUUCGACAAUAUUUGCAAGAUGGCAUUCAACGUCGACCCUGCUUGUCUCGGCGGCGAUGGGAAAUCCGCUGCCGAGUUUAUGCAGGCGUUUGAUGACGCUGCCACGCUUUGCUCCGGAAGGUUCCUCUACGCCUUUCAAUUUAUUCUUCUCUUCAAAAAGUUUUUCAACAUCGGAUCAGAGAGAAAGCUGAAGGAUUCAAUCGCAACCGUUCAUAACUUCGCAGAUGACAUAAUAAGGUCUAGAAUGGAGAACAAUAGCCACGAACAACAUGAAGAUUUGUUAUCCCGGUUCAUCGGAAACGACAACAAUAACUCGCCGGAGUUUCUCCGUGACAUCAUCAUAAGCAUGAUCCUCGCCGGUCGGGACACGACGUCGUCUGCUUUAUCUUGGUUCUUCUGGAUCCUAUCAUCUAGACCAAACGUCCAGCACAACAUUCUGAACGAGCUCGAAACGAUCCGAGCCCAAAACGGCAAAAGCAUCGGCGAUACUUACGGCUUUGAAGAGCUCAGAGACAUGCACUAUUUACAAGCGGCGAUCAUGGAGGCCAUGAGACUCUACCCUCCUGUACCGGUGGACACGAAGGCCUGCCUGAACGAUGACGUCAUGCCGGACGGGACAGUGUUGAAGAAAGGGUGGUUUGUGACGUACCAUGCUUACGCGAUGGGGAGGAUGGAGACGAUUUGGGGGAAGGACUGCAAUGAGUAUGUGCCGGAGAGGUGGAUCGGCGAGGACGGUACGUGUCAGCAGGAGAGUGCGUUUAAGUAUCCGGUGUUUCACGCCGGGCCUAGAAUGUGUCUCGGAAAAGACUUGGCAUUUAUUCAGAUGAAGUCUAUUGCAGCCUCUGUGAUCGAGAGGUUUGAGGUCGACGUAGAAGACAAGGGCACCUGUCCGGCGCAUUUGCUGUCCAUGACGCUUCGAAUCAAAGGUGGACUAGCCGUGAGUGUGAGAAAGAGAUGCGUUUGACGUGUUGUUGUUUUCGUUUGUAUGUGUUAGAAGAGAUGCAUAAGGAUCGAUCGACCAUUGAAAAAUAACAGUUUAUUUGUUUGUUUCUGAUCGAAAAGACUUUGUGAAGGGUGUUUUCGAUCUACUCUUACUAUUUAGACCCUAUGUAGUUUAUGUCUCUCUUUUAUUUGAAUGCAAUCAAUCUAAUUAAUCUUCUGAGC